Trichoderma harzianum CBS 226.95 is the source of this 459-nucleotide messenger RNA. RefSeq lists its product as hypothetical. Bases 33 to 263 code for a protein of 76 amino acids. The transcript has a single exon. The record is from RefSeq and is a predicted model, not a curated record. NCBI's taxonomy places the organism in Eukaryota, Fungi, Ascomycota, Sordariomycetes, Hypocreales, Hypocreaceae.
CUCCUGCCUUGUCUCCUCCUAUCCAAUCAACUAUGUGUCGUAUCCUCAUAACAACAACGACUUAUGCCGGAUGUCCAGACACCUGCAAUACACACAGUGGCCCUGUCAUCACCGAAAACUGCCAGAAAUUCACCGAAACUGGGGUUGAGUGCGCCGAGGCUGAUUGCACGGUGGAAUAUGCUGGUCAAUCAAAAAGUAAAGGCCAGUGCGACAAACACAAAGACAAAGCUACAGUGACGACAGCACUCGUUGAAGGGGCAUAAAAGGUGGAAGUUCCAGGUUGUUGCGAUGGUGGCGGUGAGGGAACAAGGUCCUGUAAACUCUUUCAGCAUGCUCUACAGGACAAGGGUUGUAAUUGUUAGGAUAAAUACUAACAUGUCUAUGAUGUUGGUAACGUCAAUUCAUUAUACUCAACCCGAAUAACAGCACCUGAAAACUUGACUAAAUCGACUCAGCUAA